This is a messenger RNA of Hibiscus syriacus, 422 nucleotides long. Its product is annotated as QWRF motif-containing protein 3-like. NCBI's taxonomy places the organism in Eukaryota, Viridiplantae, Streptophyta, Magnoliopsida, Malvales, Malvaceae. Bases 42 to 422 code for a protein of 126 amino acids. The transcript is spliced from 3 exons. The record is from RefSeq and is a predicted model, not a curated record. Gene Ontology annotation, biological process: spindle assembly; centrosome cycle. Gene Ontology annotation, cellular component: nuclear microtubule; cytoplasm; centrosome. Gene Ontology annotation, molecular function: microtubule binding.
AUAAUUAUGUUCUAAAUAGAAUUUGUUAACCAUAUCUGCAGAUGAAGGCAUUGGAAUCCUGGGCAGAUAUGGAAAGGCAACACUCAUCAGCCAUUUCCAUGACUAAAGAAUGUUUGCAUGCUGUUGUUUGCAAAGUGCCUCUUGUGGAAGGAGCAGAGGUCGACGCACAAUCAGCUUCGAUGGCACUUCGACAUGCAUCCGAACUCACUGCAUCCAUCAAGACGAUGCUAACUGCUUCCUCACCGGGGAUUGAGAAGACCGUGUCAUUAGUUUCUGAACUAGCAGAGGUGGUUGCACAGGAAAAGCUAUUGCUAGAGGAGUGCAUUGAACUUUUCAGGAUGAUUUCUAUCCUAGAAAUUCAGGAGAGGAGCUUAAUGUGCUAUAUUAUUGAACUGAAUUCACAGCUAAGGCAGAUACAAUAA